AUGAGCGCCAUCGCUUUGGAUAUGUUCCACCCAGAGGCAGGCUGGGACGACUUCUAUCCCCUCAACUCCCGCUUCCUCUCCAGCAGCCCUCCUUACGCUUCGCAUCGAAGCCAUCACCGCGAGGAUUCAGAGGAUGACGCAAGGCUAAAGCCCUCUCGCACAGUCCCCCGCCGCCGCCGCCGCAAGCCCUCUCGUCGUCAUCGAACGCCCAAGCGAGCCGGAUUCAACGAUCUGCCAGGCGAUGUGCUACACAUCCUAGCCCGCUAUCUCGAUACUCCCUCUCGCCUGUGCCUUUCUCUUGUCAAUAGAGAAUGUUACUACUUCUUCUUCGCAAACGGUGUGGGGUGCACCUUGCCACAUCAGCGAGAAAGGCUGCUCAUCAUGCACGAGCGUGAUCGCCAUGCAAAGCAGCACUACUAUUGCUUCCCAUGUUCCAAGCUGCAUCCCCUCACGUCAGAGUGCGCCCCGUCGCCGAAACUCGCGGACAAUAAGGUCCUUAAAUGCGAUGGUGAUGACUACUUCUGUCCCAUGCGAAACCAAUACCCUCUCUCGUGGACACACGCUCGACUCGUCAUGAACGCCCAUAUUUACGGCCCAAACUUUGGCCUACCCUUGUCGAGUAUUUGCCAACCGUAUACCGUUGCAUGCGGUCCUUCCACAUUGCUCUGCGAAACCGAAGCUAAGAUACGCGAUCUGCGCUUAUUGCUGCGACGAACAUAUACCUUUACAGUCCCUUACGAGCGGAUGGAGCAGUUCCAGGAGGCGCUGGUUCGAAACAAGUUCCGUCUGUGCUCUCAUACAAAGCUCAUCACGCCACCGCCAGAGCGCCAGUCAAACCAUCGCCAUGAAGAAUCAGUUACUCUGCACAAGCGAGAGCCCUCGUGGUAUCACUUUCGCGCGAUGAUUUACAACGAACAAGUCGAGGGGUCGUGCGAAAUGUGUGCCACGGACUACACUUGCCGGGCAAUACCUUGCACGGAUGCGCAGGGCCGAGCAGCGUGGAAGAUCAUCGCCUAUGUUUACCACAUGCUUGGGUCCUGCCGCUCGCCAGAUGCAUGGAAGUGGUCGCGCUUUGCAGAGCGUCCUAGCCGUGGUACCCGCGAGAGCCGCCUGAUUAGGAAAUCGACGUCCAUGAAGAACGGCGAUGUAUUGGAUGAAUGGUUCGCUGAUGAGCCUGGAGGUGACAAAUACAAACCGGUUACGAAGGAAACGACGGAUGAAAAGCCGCAGAAAAAGUCGAAACGCCACUCAAGAAGCAGGCAUCGCAAGAGAAUGACGGAAGAGAAAGACGACAGCAAGGAUAAUGCGGAAUACUUGAGGGGCAUGGAUAACAUCCCACUGCGCGAGCGUCCGCGCAGGCGAUACAAGUACGAAAAGUUUGCAGAGUCGGACUGGAAACCGUCAGAUCCCAAUGUGCAGUGCUUCUUGUUCCUCUGCGUCAUCGCCUUGUAUAUAUUGAUCAUCCAUCACAUCUACAUGUUCUUUGGGUUCCAUAGCGACGGGAUGAAUGAGGUUGUUCAUCCGCACAACGAGACAUUCUGGAUGGAACACGUGUUGCAGCACCCAAGGGAGGAACUCUAG
Molecule: messenger RNA, 1581 nt
Organism: [Torrubiella] hemipterigena
Lineage: Eukaryota; Fungi; Ascomycota; Sordariomycetes; Hypocreales; Clavicipitaceae
Source: the annotation of a GenBank genome assembly